Messenger RNA from Dermacentor silvarum, 834 nucleotides. RefSeq lists its product as uncharacterized. The record is from RefSeq and is a predicted model, not a curated record. The transcript is spliced from 5 exons. The coding region runs from base 109 to 807 and encodes 232 amino acids. NCBI's taxonomy places the organism in Eukaryota, Metazoa, Arthropoda, Arachnida, Ixodida, Ixodidae.
CGUGCUCAUAUAUAAACAGGCCGGUCUUCUGCCCCUGACGACUCGUUGACGACGGAUCGUCGUUGUCGGAAGCUCGCGGAUUAUAUUUGCAGGUCGCGCCUAUCGAAAAUGGUCGAGCGUCGUGCUAUGAUCAGCUUCUUCCUUGUCGCCCUCGUCGCCCAGGGCUCGGCUGCUCCCACGGAUGAGUGCGACGUCCACUCCUUGGACAAUUGCGCCGCUGACCUGUUCGUGUUUGCCACCAGGAACACUGUACCGGAAACCGAAGGUGAUCUGGCAACAUUCUGCAAGGCUCAGUUGGAUGCGGAGACCUGCAGCCGCGCUUACCUCAAGAAGUGCACGAGCAGCAUCGCUCAGGGUGUGGGAAACGUCUUCCUGGAUGACAUCAAGGAGGAGAUCCAGGAUCGCUGUGACACGUCGUCCGAGUACCACAAGGAGUACAUCAAGCACGCGCCCUGCCUGAAUAAGGUGGGCUCUUCGUUCAGCACCUGCAUCAAGAACACCAUCGCUGAUCUGGACGUUGCCUCGCGGCUGCCGCCUAAACAACGGAUCGCAGGAGCUUGCUGCCAGUACAACAAGUUGGACGAGUGCGUUCGCAAGGCAGUCGAGUCCACCUGCCCGCCGGAGACGCUCCAGUUCUCGGAGAAAGUGCUGAAGCGCUACGCCGGCGAGCUUCUGGGCGCCGUGUGUACGGGAUUCCGGUCGGGCGAGAAGUGCAAGAGCAUCCAGUACGACGACCAACCCGGCGACGCCAGUCUGCGCUCCGUGCUCACGCCCCUCAUCAAAGUGGGCGCCGCUCUACAAGGCUGACUGCGCGUUACAUCUGUUCUGCGAUUA